ACAAAUUCUGAAAAGUGUGUUCUUACAAAACACUGUUGUUUAAACACGAUUUCAGGCAGAAAACUAUUUAUUACUCAACAAGGCAGUCUCCUGUUCCUGUCAGUUCCAUACACCCCGUCUAAAUCUAUACAUUCGCUGCAAAUUUAGCAACAUUCGUACUUUUCCAAGGCAGUGAUACGAGCAGCGUCGCUUAUCGUGCAAUUUAGCCAACUAGAUAUGCCUACACAAUAUGGAACUUGCGAUUUGUAAAACAGAGUUGGCAACUACCAGAUUUAUGCUACCAACUGCACCGGCCUCUUUCUACCAGAAGAAUAGCGCUCACUUUAGUGAGAUACUCAAUUUCAACACAAAUUAUUUGCUCAAUAAAAAUAAUCCUAUCAACUGUAGUAGUGGUACUCAAAACAACAACAGCAACAGUCAAAAUAAUAGUGUCUGUGUUAGUGCUAGUGCUAGUUCUAGUCAAGUCAAUAGUAAUCAAAAUAUUAGUGUUAACAAUAACAAUAACAAUAACUCAGUUUCAAGCAACAGCGACAGCUGCAACAACAACAGCGUCAGCGGCAGCGGCAGCAUGCGUCUGAAAAAGAAUCGGAGAGUGACUUUCCUAAAAAAUCUAAUUGAGACAAAUAUCCGCAUAAAAGAAGAGCCUGAUGAUGGCAGCAAAGACAUACCACCGCCAAUGUGCAGCCUAUCGGAUAUGUCCGAUCACGAGGCGUCAAUCGAUCAUCAACAAAGCAACGCGCAAUACAGUAGCCACAGCAACAUCAUUAAUGAUCACAGCCAGAAGGCGUUCAACAUUGUUGGCGAGAACGAAGGAAAGGAGCCGGCCGGGAGUAGUAGUUCAAACAAACACCGUCAUUAUAGGCUGCGCUUAAGACAACAACAACAACAGUAA
Molecule: messenger RNA, 892 nt
Organism: Anastrepha obliqua
Lineage: Eukaryota; Metazoa; Arthropoda; Insecta; Diptera; Tephritidae
Exons: 4
Coding region: 230-892 (220 amino acids)
Source: RefSeq, a predicted model, not a curated record